Psammomys obesus (fat sand rat) is the source of this 3560-nucleotide messenger RNA. RefSeq names its product kelch like family member 5 (gene Klhl5). Bases 284 to 2410 code for a protein of 708 amino acids. Lineage: Eukaryota; Metazoa; Chordata; Mammalia; Rodentia; Muridae. The transcript has 11 exons. The record is from RefSeq and is a predicted model, not a curated record. Gene Ontology annotation, molecular function: protein binding.
AGCUGAGAAAGUGCCGUGGCUGCCUCAGGAUAGGUGGAUCAGAGUUUGCUGAUUGAACGGAAUGUUCCACCGUGGUUCAUCUGUAUUCAUUUUCCUUUGUUCUUUAUAGUCUGAUAAAUUGGGAUGAAAGUAAAUGUAGAUAUAUAUGUGAACGAUUUAUUUUCCUUUAAAGCUGUUUGCUGUGUUCGGCAGGGAACAUACUUCUCUUGUCUUGGUUGGAUGCACAAAUCUGUGCGCUGUGCUAUUUGCCCGUUGCCUAGACGAUCACUUGGUUUCUCUGAGGAUGUCUGGUUCCCGCAAAGAGUUUGAUGUGAAACAGAUUUUGAAAAUCAGGUGGAGGUGGUUUGGCCAUCAAGCAUCAUCUAAUUCUUCAGUGGACAGCCAGCAGGGAGAAUUUUGGAACCGAGGACAGACUGGAGCAAACGGUGGGAGAAAGUUUUUAGAUCCGUGUAACCUACAAUUGCCUUUGGCUUCAAUUGGUUACCGAAGGUCCAGCCAACUGGAUUUUCAGAAUUCACCUUCUUGGCCAAUGGCAUCCACCUCUGAGGUCCCUGCAUUUGAGUUCACAGCAGAAGGCUGUGGUGGCGCACACUGGCUGGAUGGACCAGAAGUGGGUGAUGGCACGAGUGAAGAGGAAAAUGAAUCUGACUCCAGCUCGAGCAGGACUUCCAAUAGUAGCCAGACAUUGUCAUCCAGCCAUACUAUGGAGCCGUGUUCAUCAGAUGAAUUCUUCCAAGCACUUAACCACGCAGAACAAACGUUUAAAAAAAUGGAAAACUACUUGAGACAUAAGCAACUGUGUGAUGUCAUUUUAGUCGCUGGCGAUCGUAGGAUUCCAGCCCACAGACUGGUGCUUUCCUCCGUCUCGGAUUAUUUCGCUGCUAUGUUUACUAAUGAUGUCAGGGAGGCAAGGCAAGAAGAAAUAAAAAUGGAAGGUGUAGAACCGAAUUCAUUGUGGUCCUUAAUUCAAUACGCAUACACAGGCCGACUUGAACUGAAGGAGGAUAACAUCGAGAGCCUGCUGUCCACAGCGUGCCUUCUCCAGCUCUCCCACGUUGUGGAGGCCUGCUGCAAGUUCCUGAUGAAGCAGCUCCACCCGUCCAACUGUCUGGGAAUCCGAUCUUUUGCCGAUGCUCAAGGCUGCACAGAUUUGCAUAAAGUGGCUCACAAUUACACUAUGGAACAUUUCAUGGAAGUAAUCAGAAACCAGGAAUUUGUAUUACUCCCAGCCAAUGAAAUUGCAAAACUCUUGGCCAGUGAUGACAUGAACAUUCCUAACGAGGAGACAAUACUGAAUGCACUUCUUACUUGGGUCCGGCACGAUUUGGAGCAGAGGCGGAAAGAUCUCAGUAAACUUUUGGCUUAUAUUAGGCUACCUCUCCUUGCACCACAGUUCCUGGCAGACAUGGAAAACAAUGCACUUUUUCGGGAUGACAUAGAAUGUCAGAAACUCAUCAUGGAGGCAAUGAAGUAUCAUUUAUUGCCUGAGAGACGACCCAUGUUGCAGAGUCCUCGGACAAAACCUCGAAAGUCAACUGUUGGAACAUUGUUUGCAGUUGGAGGAAUGGAUGCAACAAAAGGAGCAACAAGCAUUGAGAAGUAUGACCUCCGUACAAACAUGUGGACUCCUGUAGCAAGCAUGAAUGGGAGGAGGCUACAGUUCGGUGUCGCGGUGUUAGAUGACAAGCUGUAUGUGGUUGGAGGGCGAGAUGGGCUGAAGACUUUGAACACUGUGGAGUGCUUCAACCCCAAAACUAAAACCUGGAGUGUGAUGCCGCCUAUGUCCACACAUAGGCACGGCCUUGGUGUGGCUGUGUUGGAAGGGCCCAUGUACGCCGUAGGAGGCCAUGAUGGCUGGAGCUAUCUAAAUACAGUGGAGCGAUGGGACCCUCAGGCUCGCCAGUGGAAUUUUGUUGCCACUAUGUCCACCCCCAGGAGCACAGUAGGUGUGGCAGUACUAAGUGGAAAACUUUAUGCAGUUGGUGGCCGUGAUGGGAGCUCUUGUCUCAAGUCAGUAGAGUGCUUUGAUCCUCACACCAAUAAAUGGACACUGUGUGCCCAGAUGUCCAAAAGGAGAGGCCGUGUUGGAGUAACCACCUGGAAUGGACUGCUGUAUGCCAUUGGAGGACACGAUGCUCCCACAUCCAACUUGACUCCCAGACUUUCAGACUGUGUGGAGAGAUAUGAUCCCAAAACAGACAUGUGGACGGCAGUGGCCUCCAUGAGCAUUAGCAGGGAUGCAGUGGGCGUUUGCUUGCUUGGCGACAAGCUGUAUGCUGUUGGAGGUUAUGAUGGACAGACCUACCUGAACAUAGUGGAGGCUUAUGACCCCCAGACAAACGAGUGGACCCAGGUUGCUCCACUGUGCCUAGGAAGAGCUGGCGCCUGUGUCGUGACUGUGAAGAUAUGAUAUCAUAGUUUGUUCUCUAAAUGAAGAUGCCCUCUCCCUCUAUGGAAUAAGGACAGUCCUACCUGUGGGUUAAUUUUUAGUGAGCACGCAGUACCACACUCCUAGGCACAAAAUGCCUCAUUUCAAAGUGAAGAUGUUGAAACAAUGGGGGAAGGAAUGAAUAUAACAGCAUGAGACACUUCAUUUCUUAGUAAGUUAAAGCUACAGCCAGUGGACUGGGAACAUACGUUCUUGAUGUACAAUAUGAAUCCAAGUGCACUGCCCCAGAACAAUCCAGCACUAACUGGGGAAUGCGCCUAUUUUUAGUCAGGCACCUUCUACUCACAUUGUCUAGAGUUAUUACAGUUCAAGAAUACAAACUUUUAAAAUGUUAUUUUGUAAGUUUGUCAUAAAUGAGUUUCCAUACUUUUGUCCUUUAAUCGAACCACUGUUUUAAUGACAUACUAAAGACUUCACCCUCUAGGGUUUUUUUUUCCAGGUACAAUGAUAUUACAUAUGCUCUAGUUAUGAAUUUUAGUACUAAAAUUGGUUUAACCCAAGAAUAAAGAAAAACACGUAAGGCAUUAAAAAAAUGACUGACCAAAUAAAUACUUGAUAGGACCUCUGGGUCCUACUUAAAUAGCCAUUCCAUAGAGAGCCCCCAAGAACUGUGAUGGGAUCUCAGAAGUGAAAGCAGGAGCGUUACAUUAAGAUAUGCAAGUUUAUGUAGAAAGUAAGUACUCUAUCCUCUAGGAUGUUCUUCCACCCAACCAGUAUGCAAUUAUGUAGAUUUAUUUUCUUUUAUAUUACAAAAGGUCAUUUGAUUUUAUCUUUUUGAUACUGACACAGUCGUUUUGGCUGUUCCAACCUUCUGUCUGCUGCCUUGCUCCUAACAUUUUGACACAGUUAGGAACUCAUUGUAAUCAAAAGGUGGUGUGGGAGGGGGGUCGUGUUAACCAAGUGUUUGAAAACUAGGUUUAAAGUGUUUGUUACUCAAAGUUUUGUACAUUUGUAAACUCUAAUUACAUACGUGAAUGUUAAUAGUCUCUGUGAAUUGUUUAUUGCCUAUAACAUGCCCUGGGCAGCAAUAUUGUAUGAAAUUCUCUUUAAAGGAGAAGUCAUUAUCUUAAUAUAAAAUGGAUAUAAAACUAAAGUCUCAUCUUUUAAAGUA